This is a messenger RNA of Pocillopora meandrina, 12133 nucleotides long. NCBI's taxonomy places the organism in Eukaryota, Metazoa, Cnidaria, Anthozoa, Scleractinia, Pocilloporidae. The record is from the annotation of a GenBank genome assembly.
AUGGUCGCAACGGUUACCAAGUCAACAAAACAAAAUGGCCGCAGAGGUUGCAGUGUAGAUCUCAUGCUGGAGGAUGAACCGAAUGUUGUAGGAAGCAGCAUCAUGUCGCACACGAAACUGCCCCCUCUACCACCGUAAGUGUCUAUUGUUAUCUAUUUUUAAGACGCAUCGUGCAAUCUGGUCCUCCCUCUCGUAAUCAACUGGAAUGGAAGAAAGUAAAGACGGCAAUGGAGAGUUGUACUAAGUCGUACAAACCAGAAAUUAUUUAGUUGGCAUUUUUGGAUAUUCGUAGGAUUUUAGGCUAAGUAAAACACAGAUAUCUACCUUCUAAGGAUCUUACUUCGGCUUCCUACAUGCACAUACAGCUGUAAGACUAAUUGUUUGUAGGUUGUUCGAUAUGAGCCCUCGGCACAUAAUGGAUUUUAAUACCAAAGAUCUUACUAAAUACAAUGUCCAAGUUGUCCAGAGGGAAUCUUGAAACUUAAGUGAGACCGUGAGUUACUGAAAGCGAUUAUGGGUUUAGUGGGAUUUGGAAAGUUUUUCCCGCAGUAAAUCCUCUUUUUUAACUUUUUAAAUGAAAUAUUGGAACGUAAAUUCCUUAGAAUUGCAUGAUCCAUGUGUUUUGUAACUUCUCCUCCUUAAAAUUGCUUACACAUCCUUCACACAAAAACUAUAUAUGUCAUUUCUCUGCACUAUCUGUGGUAAAUUUCUUCUAACUUAAGUUUUGACAAUUCAGUGGGCAUGAAAGAUAUUGUAAGGUUAGAACAUAUGCUGUUUUGUGGACUCCUAAGAGUGUAAAGGUUACUUUACAAUGAUAAUGAAUCUGGUAAGAUACUAGUAUUCACAGGGAAUAUCUUCAUAAAUGCAUCCCACCAAAUACAACCAGUAGGUAUGCACCAUUAUUUUAAAUCUUCAAGUGUUCUAUUAAAAAUGCUGCAGUCUUAUUAACUUUGCUAUUUAUUAUCCAUUCCAUGCUAUCAGGUAACUAGAGUGAGUAACCUAGUUUUAUCUUAAAACACCAGAUUAUUUUCUUCAGGUUUCUUAGUGUGGUUGCUGACCAGGAUUUUUCCCUCAUCAACUUUCACUCAAUUGAAAUCGUAAGCACUCAAGUAGCACAUAAGGGCUGGCUAAAACUUUAAUGAAUUGACUCAGAAGUGUGUUCUGACUUAUUCAUUCCAAAGCUCCCUGACAACAUAUCCUCAACCCAACACAAAUGGCAAAACUGUAAAACAGUACACUGGACUGAGUGGAUCAAGUUAUAGCCUGACUGGCCCAUCUGGUAGUACAAAGUUUGCUCUCCCUUCAGCGGCUGUACUGCAGGUACUGUCCUUCUUUCAGUAGAUCUAUUGGUUUAUGAAUUCCUUUUGAUACUUGAUAUAUCCGACUACUAGGUAAAAGUAUAUACACCUGUUUUAAGGGGGUUAAUGUAUUGAGUCCUAUACAUUUAUAUUCAAUCCAUUAUAUAGGGUUACUGCUUGGAUGGAUGAUGUCACAUAAUAUUCUGUGUUGUUUUUUCUGCUUUUAUUUUUCUGUUUCAUUCCUGCAUUUUUAGGAGUCAGCAAUUGAAUUUAUUAUUUUCCACGUAAAACCAGAAUGACUGUAGAUAAUGACAAACGCAUCCCAUGUCAAUGCUUCAGGCAUCUUGUAGUUUAUAAAUACAUUUUCUUUCUUUCUAUUUCUUUUAGCCCUAUAUAGACACCAGGGCAGGGACUUUGGACACAUGGCCAGCACAUGCUCUUGGUCCCAGUGCCCCAGAUCUCAACCCUGGGGUGGCCAAACAAAGUAAUGAAUUCAUGCCAAAGGGAGUGCAUAAGCCAAAGUUCCUGGAACAAUUAGAGGCUUUCUUGCAAAAAGAAUUGCGCUCUUUAGAUUGUGCAGAAAUGGUUCCAAGUGAAAAAAGAUUACAGGUGUGUUUCUUAGUGAAAAUAAUAUGUUUUUUCCUAAAUAUACAUUUAUUUACAUACAUGUUGAUUUAAGCAGAGGAGCAUAAGAUUGACAUGUCAGCUGGCUCAGGUCAACUAUUCAUAAAAGAACACUAUUUUGUAUGGGACAUCUAUUCUUUCAUGAUUUCUCAAAAAUGAAAAAAAACAUAAAUUGAAGAGUAAAUUAAAGGUAGGGUACAUGUAGACUGGAAAAAAACAAUUUAACCCUUGAACCCCCAUGAGUGACCAAGACAGAAUCUCUCCUUACAAUAUCAAUACAAUAUCAAGAAGGCAAGCAAUGAGAAUAAAGAAAAAUAUCAAUUAGGGGAUUAUAAGUCAAUCCAAUCCCAAAUUCUCCAAACUAACAUCACAAGAACUGUAUGGCAGACAGUAAGGAGAAUUACUGAUGAGAUCUUGGGAGUUAGAGGGUUAAAAAAAAUUUAAUAGAUAGUAAAAAUGUGAAAAACCUAUCUACCACCAGGUAAAAAAGCACUGGUUUUGUGGUAGUCAUUAUGGAAUGUUUGUUUCUAUCAUUUGAUUUAUUUACAUUUCAUCCUUCACCCUUAGACUAAUAAGGGUGACCAGCAUCUAUGUUCUCCUUACAAUUUCACCCCUGAAUUGAAUAUUAAGGUCACUAAAGUAAAUGAAAUGAUCAUCACCUAAAGAAGUUCUUGAUCUUUAACACAACAUCUCCUUGUCUGCACCUUAGGAAAUGUAUACAGAACGUUAUGGAGAAUUUGUAUUCUGGCGUUAGGGUGUAAUGGGUUAAAUGGUGAAAUGGUGGGUAAAAUCAUAACACUUGUGUAUAACUGUGUCUCUAAUUCUGAACAUAUCCAUGUAGGUAUGCACAUGUCUUUUAUCAUGGAGAAUGAAGAUGAUAAUAUUGAGCACAAUGAUUUUUUUUGAGUUGUUUUGUUAUAUUUUCUCUCAGGCUUUUAGGGAGGUAUUUGAAUAUUUAAUAGAAGACUUCAAGACUUACAAGCCUCUGUUAUCAGCAAUAAAGCAUGAGUAUGAGAUGAUGUUGAUUCAUCAGAGGGAGAAGAUCAGGGAACUGGAACCUUUGAAGGUACUUCCAUCUAAAAUUGAUAAUACUGCAGGUUAUUUAUAUGUACUUUAUAUUUCAAUCAUAAAAGUCUGACUAAGGUACCAUUUUUUAAAUAAAGGGGGUAAGUUUCUAAAGAAACUGGGGUGCUGCAUCAGUAGGAGAGUAUAACAAGGUAAUUUGGUGUGAUCAAUUGAUAAACAUAAAUUGGCCACCUCAAAGAGUUUCUAAGCUGAUGUUUUGAGUAGUAACCCUUCAUCAAAGCAAAUGGGGCGAUGAGACAAUUAAAUUAAAGUUAAUUGCUUAAAAUUAGCUAUAUUCUAGACCACCACGUGAUCAAGCAAUGUAGAUUUUCUGAAAUUUGUCAUUUUAUUUGCAUGCAGUUUGUGUCGUGACACAUUCUUUUAUGGAAAGAAGGGGCUAGAGUCCAAACUCCAUAGAAAAUAUGUAUUUCUAAAACUUGUUAAAUGAACCACAACAUUUGGCUAAAAUAAAAAGUCAGAAAAUUCCAAACAAAGGGGUAACAAGUUUGACGUCAUUCUUGCCAUAGAAGAGGGAAUGGGGCUCUGUAAAGCUGUAUAUCUUUUGUUGGACCAAAACCUAUCAUCACUUGCAUUUGUCAUCUUUCUCAGAGCAUGCUAGUCACAGUAUCUGAGCAAUGUGAAAAGAAACUUCUAGCUGUCAAACAGGAGGAGAAAUCAGGUGAUGUUUCACUUACAUGUAUUUGUUGAACUGUGGGUUUUCAAAACACAACAUGCAGUAUAUAUGUCAUUUUGGUUAAUAAAUUAAUAAAUUAUGUGCCUUAAAAAACAUUACUUCUGACAUACAGGAUAGGUAUCAUUGAGAGGCAAUGUGUCUUGUGUUGCCAAUUACAAAUUGCAGAUUUUUUUUCUGAGGUGCUGGUUAACAAAAAUAAUAUUCUCUUGAAAUUUGUUUACUAAUGAAAUAAUUUGUGCGAUUCAUCACGACAUGUUGUUUGACAUGGACAUCCAUGGACUCCCAAAUGUUUAUCUGUUACCUUUCACUUUUUUACUUAUCCAGAUAUGCUGGAGAUGAAGAAGGAGAAUCAAAGACUUCAAAAUAUAAUAACAAAACUAAGGUAUACUGUAAAAGGAGUGUGAUUUUAUAUUGCUGUGCAUACUGCUGGUGUACUUUCUAAUUGUCCAACACUCUUUGUUAUUGGAAAUGACAAGAGACACCAACAAAUUUUGAGAAGCUGAUUCCAAAAGUUCAUUUAUACGAUAUACCAGAUGCAUCAGGAACGUAUUUAGAAAUACAUUGCGUUUGUGAAGGAUUACUGCACUGUUUGAGUUCUUUUAUUUGCCAUGCUUGGCUAUGUGAAGAUUUACAUUUACUCUUUACUGUUGUUCUCGAUCACACCUUUCCUGGCUAUGCAGCGUUUACAUGCGCGUUUUCGUCAGGUUCCAAGGCGCAUUCGGUAAAGGAAAAUUUUCUUGGAAUAAAUGUUUGCAUUUUUUUUAAUGUAAUACUAGGCUGUGAUUCUGUCCAAUUUGAACGAAGUUUUAAUUACUUUCUUACAAUUCUGUUUUGGUAGAGAAGAACAAGUGUCACUCCAAGUUCAAGUAGAGAAGGUAAUGUGUUCAUGAAGGGAAACAUCAUGGGAACGAAACCCAAUUUAACAAUCCCAGAGAAUCACACUUUCUCCGUGUUGUUCAUCGCGCGAGUUUAUAACUGAUUAUAAAAUGUUCAGAGAAAUGCGCGCGCCGUGAUUGGUCAGAACGAGUUCAUUUUAUUUCCAUAAAGCACGCGCCUUACAUCACUCGAGUGUACUGUUAAUGAAUAAUGCACACAGCUACGUCAUCGGUACGAGCGCGCGCAAUUCACGAUACUUUUUAUAAAAGAAAUAAAAAAACUUGUUCCGUGAGCAUUGUUGAGUUAUAUAAGCACUUGGGAAUUUUUAAGAACACUCGAGAAGUGCGAGAAGCACUCGCCUUCGGCUCGAACUUCUCCGCACUUCUCUUGUGUUCUUAAAAAUUUCCGCAUGCUUAUAUAAGUCAACAUUGCACUCGGCGCGUUUUUUAUUUCUUUAGCACGCCUUGCUCUCAGAGUUUACACGGCGCGGAGUCACUUUUUCGCUCACCUGUACUUAAGGUGAUCCUUCGGAAGACCAGGUUGUCAUAAAAUUUUUUUUAAACUUUCCUUAAAUGUUCCAUACAAUGUCUGUUUCUAAAAUGUAACAAAAAGAUGGGUCAACGUGUUUAUCUUAGAGAUAUGAUGAGCCUAACUAACCCCGUUGAUGCCUGUACUGGCACUAAUCACGCGCGUUAUGUCAUAGGUUCACGGUACAUUUUGCGGUAGCUGGAAGCGAGGGUUUUUAAUUAACACUUGAAUUGAAAAAAACUUGAUAGGUAGAAAGUCAUGAGCGUAUGGAGCAAUUUGAUUUACAUAUUGUGCAAAAAUCACGCAAUUUUGAAACGACAUCAACUCAAAACGUUCCUCGAGUCGUUGCUUUCAAGGUCAUCAUUUGCAUCCUCGAAUAAAGGGCUUCGUGCACACUUUUACUUUCUACCCAAAAUGGUGCUUGUGCGCAUGCAUUUAGAGCAGUUUUUAAUCGAAUAUCGAAACUGAUCCUAGAUUGCUCCGUUUUUGCUCUGUGAUUGGUCCAGAAUACUCGCGCCACAGUCUAAACCGAUCCUCACGUGGUCAAAUGCGUUUUCCCGCUCUUUAAGCUGGUUGCCUAUUGGUACCUUGAUUUCUUAUUGGUUUAUGAUGAUAAUAACCUUUGUUCUGUUUGGUUUGUGUUUUCGAAACUGUACUAAUCACCAUAUUAAAUUACACCCUUUUAUGGACCUUUUUUAUUGGAACGUUUAGGCUGAGAUUAACCAAAAUGUUACGAACGCACUAAGAAUAUACCCAGGCUGAGAGUCAGUGAAGAACGUCUUCAUUUUGAUUAUUUUUUUUGUGAGAAUAAUAAAUAUAAAGGUAAAAGAAAUGUAAAACUGUGGUCUUAAAGGAUAAUUAACUCAAGUACUUGGGGAAAUUUUAAGAAAGUUUUCGGCUCAAAUUGCUAAAAAAAGUUCUUAUAAAAAAAGAAAGAGUAUUCCGCAGUAAGUUUUGUGACAAAAGCAUACAGUUCUCACAGCACUUUGUAUUACUCUUCAUUUUGCAGCUUCAAGAGGAACUCGCUGCCGAGUACCUGAGAUAUAGGAACGAGUGCGAUGCUAGGUAAAGUAUCCAAGUUUUAAUCUAGAACCCAAUUGUUCAAAGCUGGGUUAAAACAACCCAGGCUUAGUGUGAAAUUUGAUUUCAGAUCUGAAAGCAUGAAAAUAAAAAUCUUCAUAAUUCUUUUUUUGUCUGCAACUUGAAGAUUGGAUGAUCUAAAAGCAAUAGAGAAAAUUAUUCCAAAAAGGCUUUUGAAUAAAGGAAUAAAGAAACCUAGUUUAUGAAUUAACCCUGGGUUAGCAUUAAUCGGCCUUCGAGCACCUGGGCCCAGGAUUAUAAUCUAGGACUGCUAUGAUUUCGCUUUACUUAGUUCUGUCAUUUGUCCAAAAAGCCAGCGGUCACUCGUGUUUCCCGCGCUUCAGGCAGCCUGUUAGUCUCACUUUGAAAUCUCAUUGGCUCCUUGUAACAUUUUCCUGUGUUGCGAUUGGUUUUUGUAACUUCUUUAGUCUGUUUUUACGUACCCUUUCAUAACAGCGUGCACGAAUUUUGUCUCUUCUUGUAUUUGGCAGGAAAAUGUUGAUAGCGGACAUAAACGAACUGAAAUAUCAACAGGAGGAUGCCAAAAAACCAAACGCUGAAGAAGAAGGGGAAGGAAAAGAAGAUGUCACCUUCCUAAAAUUGGCUCUUAAGUAAGUUCAAUUUCAAGACUUCGAACAAUUCCUCAUAUUUUGGUUAUUCCAUCGCGCGCGAGUACAAACAAGCAGUGAAAAAUGAUGUUAUCGCGCUGGAAGUGAGGCGUACGUAUAUCAAUAUUUAAUUUCGCUGAUUUUUUUUUGACUCGCGCGACGGACGUCAUCAAAAAGGAGAGAUUGCUCGUUGUCUUGCUCAAUCAGAAGAGUAAACACCUGUUAAAGGUGACUCUUCAGUUGAAUUGGAUCAAACUUGCCAGAUUUUCCUUUUUUUAACCUUGCUUGACCGUAAUUAAACACUAAGAUAGGCUUUGUGAGUGUUAGAAGUCAAAGUUGCACAAUAAUUGUUUGGUCUUUCAUUGCCAUUAAAUCAAUAAAAACUAUAACAAUUAGAAUCUAUCUCUUUUUUUGCUGGAAAAUCUCUCCCAACUCGAUUUUUGUACUGUUGCAAUCCGUACGAUGUACUGAAAGGACGUCUUCGUAUUGUAUUGAUGAGUUAAAUUUUUUUUGUGACAGGAAAGCGCGCGAAGAUCUUGACGCUAAGAAUAAAAAACUGGCGGAAAUGGAGGCUGAUUAUGGUGAUGUUGUACCAAGACGAGACUUUGAAAGACUGGAAACGCAGUUUAACGUAAGAAAUACUAAACUUAGCUGCGAAUUUCAGAAAUUGUAAAUAUCGAUGAAUUACCAACUUGUCCAAGUUAAAGCUUCGGGCAAAUUUUUAAAACGCUUCAUCUGUGCCCUUUUAGGGGCCGAUAACUAUUUAUCGCCUGUGUAGGGAGGGGGGGGUGUGGGGUGGGAGGAUUUUGGUUGUGGCACAGUAAAAUUGCUUGUAGUCUAAUGAUCUCCCUGAUUGGCAGUCAGUUUUCUUCUUUCCCCCUUCAAACUCUGUUAGCGGUGACUGAUCCCUCCCUCCCUCCCUCUGUUCCCCCUGACUUUUUGUAGACUAGGAAUAGUCUAAAUGUUCUUAGAGAAAUUUCUUGUGAGUGACACCUACUACUAGUAAAAGCAGUACAGUCUACACGUUAAGAUCACUUUCCUCAGGUGAGCUAAACCACUUAUAUCGCUUCUGAUGCAUUUGUAUCCUUUACAGAAAUUGCAAAAAGAUAUUGAGACGUUUACGGUGGAUAAUCAAAAACUCAUGCAAGAACACAAGUGAGUAUAUGAGGAUAUCCCUUCCCUCUCAUUCUUGCAGCUAUUCAGUUUGCACCGAGAUUGGAAGAAAAAUAAGGGGUUGUAUAAUAGUGUGUCUUGCGUUCUUCUUCCAUGGCUUCUCACGUGCUCAGCCUGCAAUGGCCCGCGCGAGCAAAGCAGACUGGGUCGAGCACAUGGACUCAAGGCUUGCUGGUACACCUCCUGGAAAGAUGAUGUGAAGCAACAUGUAGAGUGUUCCUGACUAUUGUUUUUACAAUUUGUCGUCUUCUCACUCUGGCAUUUUUUUUAUUCUUGGUUUCUUGACGAAGUAACACAGCCAUUUUUUGAGCCAAGCGAGGAGCGCGAGACAGGCGCAUAAGAACGAGCAUGGAGCGGGACAAAUGAAAUGGGAGUAUUUUCUCUUCCCUAACCUUGACUCCUAAGCUAUCGUGUUCCAAAAACUCCCCACAACUCUUAUUUAGCUCGCGAACUGGAAGACGAUAAUAGAGGAAAUAGAAGGUCUGUGAUCAGACUGCAUGUUUUCAACGUUUUCCAAAUUGUGGUACAGACAGUGUCUGAUUGCCUUUUAUUUUACAGCGCAAUUCUUGAAGUACACAAGAAAGUUGUUGAGCAGAGAGACCAGUACGCUCAUGACACUGAGCAGAUGAGAAGAAGCGCUACUCCAAGGUAACAAUCAAUCAGUUACUAAAUGCUACCUUUACCAAGUGAACUUGAUAAUGUUUUAAUGCAGUCUUGCCAAACCUUUAAAACUGUGUGAUAAGUAACGUGCACUCAACUCGUGUUCUCCUUCAUUAAUAUUUGCAGACCUCACUGGGAGAAAUGUGGUCAGUAUAUUGAAGGUGGAAUCGAUCGCUGGAACGAGUUGUCACAGGACAGAAGUAGUGAUGAGCUUGUGGAUAUUUUACUAGCAGAAAUGACAGGACAAGAUAUUACUAUUAUUCAGGCUGGAGUGAACACGGGUGCGGAAUACUUCACUGGACAGGUAAACUGAAAAGAAACCUGCAUAAUGUGUCAACUCUCAAUUGUCUAUCAAAUAAAAUACGCGAUUGUGAUUGGUCCGGAAGAGUUACGCCUCCCUCUCAACCAAUCAGACGCUGCAGUGCUUCAGGUAGUUUCUUGUUCUUAUUUGCUUCAAGUACUAUCUCCCAUCGCUCUGUUCGGUCUUUCUCCACUCAGGACUGGUAAACUGCUGUAGACACGCUAUUUUUCCACUCGCUGCAAACGUACAUAUUUUAGUUGCUGAGAGGACAGUUGUAAACGUUGUUUCUUUUUGUAGGGUACAGGCCCUGAAGUGCCUAAGUUCCUACGUUUUGAGGGACAAGUUCGUAACAGACGGCUUGGGAAGAGGGAUACGUCACUGCUUAUUAAGGACAUCUGGCAAGAAAAGGCUGCCCAUGAUGCGGAGGUAAACUUACUAAGCCGUUUCUUGUAAGGAAAAAAAAUGGAAAGAAGAAACACGUAUUGAGUUAAAAAAAUGAUCAAGGUGGAUUUUUUCCAAUAUCAUUUUUCUGACUAUUUGAGAUGGUUUCAGCAUUGACCGUCAAUCGAGAGGUUGAGCUUGACGUUGACAGCAAACAGAAACAAUAAACUCCUUGCUGUCUUGUUUCGCUCUUAAUGCGCUUUAAAGAAAAUGUCUGCUUUUGGUGUGAACAGGACUCAUGACCACUUAAUGCAAAUAUUUUCGUUUGAGCGUACAAACAAUCCCCAAAAAAUGUCCUGAUUAAAAAUCGAAACGAAACGCACAAAAUUACAUACAUAUUAAAUAUUGAGAUCAGUACAUAUGAAGACCUUGUAAUUUGAAGUAACGCACCAAAAGUUACUUGACUUGUUAAAUCCUGGACAAAGUAGAUUGUUUUUCGUUUCAUUGCAGCAAAUAGAUGAUGGAAAGAUUCCAUUCCUUGUUGUUUUCAUGUUAGUGGUUGUGUUGUCGCUGUUUGUUUGUUUGUUUGUUUGUUUGUUUGUUUUACCUAUAGUUCUGUAGGAACAUCCUCUUAUUGUGACGACAACUAGCGUAAUCGAAUGUAGUCUUCUCACAAGCAGACGCGGGAUAUAUAGUAUAAAUGGCCUUUUAUUCCUCGACUCGUAGAAUUUCAGCUUACUGAGGAACUUGAGUGUGAGUUAUGAAAUACUUGCAUGUGUCAACCAUUUCAUUUGCCGUCUUUUGUUGUCCUUUAGAAACCGGAUGGAGAACGCGAUGACUUGGGCGAAUUCUUGUAUCAGUAUCUCCAAAGGCGAUUUGGUGUCGAGAACAUGAUCGUAGAAUGGGGAUACAAUCUUUACGAUGCAUGUGGAAGAUACUCACACGAUCCCAGAAUAGGACUAUUCUUUGGCAUUCUUCAGAAAGAGGUAUGGUUGCCCCUUAACACCCUCACAUCAGUAUACAUAUUCUCCAUACUGUUCUCUAUACAUUUCCCAAGGUGCAGACUAGGAGAAUUUAGGUGGUGAUCAUUUGCGUUAUUCACGUGAUCAUAUUGUGUAAUUUGGGAGUGAUAUUGUAGGGAGAAAUUAGAUGUUAGUCACUCGUAGGGUUCAAGGGGUUAAUUUUAAAAAUGGCGCCAAUUCCAAGCCUUCAAGGAGUCAGGUGUAAUCUUAAAUAAAAUUCAUGGUAAAUUAGAAGUGUGAUAAAAAUAAACUUACAUCCGCUUUUUACUUUCCAGGUCGACGAAGCUGUUCAUCACGAUCAGCUAGUGAUGUUAGAGAAACUUUACAAUGCUUUGACUAAAGUUGAUCUGGCAGCAGGAAACCAGGUAAGCCCUCAUGUUUCUCGAAUAGUCCACACUUCAUUUACUAGUUGAAGAGCAAGUAUUGAGUUUCUGAAUGAUUAACACGAUUCUCUCUCAGGGUACAUUAUCCCGCGCGGACCUGGAGCAAUGCCUGCGGUCGUUUUUCCCGUUGAAAGACGAUGAAUCAAUUGAAGCGUUAAUGAAAGCCUGCGAACAGGAAGCACCGGGAGAGAGUGUUCAAUAUAAAAAUCUGUUUACUGAGGUGAGAAUUACAGAGCAGAACUCUAAGCUAUGUGAUCUAGAGGGUGUUUCUUGUUAAAUUCUUUCAUAAGGAACUUUACUAAAUUAACCCAUACAUUUUACACACCUAAAGAAAUUGGCAUGAAGCUCCAGAAGAAGAUCUGGGGUGCUUAAGACCGAUUAUGUACAAUUAAAUUUAUAAUUAUCUCCUCCAUGGUCCAAUUUUGGGAAAGGAACACAUUAAAUACGAUUUUUUUUAUUGUUUAUCUUUGCCCGAAAAGGACGAGGAAGGGCGGUCUGGUCCAUUUGUGGACAAGAUCAGAGAACAGGAAAAGCUUGAGAAGACCAUGUACAUAAAGGAUAUCGAAAGCGCUCUGGGUGGCAGCAGGCAAGUCUUACCUUUAAACGUUAAGGUUUAUCACUUCACUUGGCCACAAACUCACAAGCUGAGACUUGUAAAUGAAGUGACACCGGGUAGAAAUUUAGCAAUUAUUGGAUGAGGUUGAGCAUGAUAUCAUCAUGAUUCAUCAAUAUCGAGGUCGGGGUUCUCUGCUGAAGCCUAAAGCUGAGGCAGAUAACACAGACUCGAGAUUUGAUAAUUCAUGAUAUCAUGCGAAAACCGACUCAAUAAUUGUGUUAUUGUACAUUUAUUGACCAAUCUGCCCAAGAAGACACUUCUCUCUUACUUUGCAAAAGUUUGUGACCACUACACGAACGAGGGACUUGGAAACUACACUUCACACGCUAUUGUAUACUGACUGUCUGCAUGCACUCGACCGAUUAGAGUUUUCAUAACAAGUCUGGUGUAAAAUAACAAGAGAUAUCUUACUUCACCGCAGGGAUUUAAACCCCAGUAAAAGCAAAUUCUUGGCUUUAUUACUGCGCUUCAGGGAAUUCUGUAUGGCAAGCCAAGGCUAUUCGUUUUAUUCAUGCGCGAAGAUAGCAAAUUUUGAGUUCACUCGGUUGUUGCAUGGAAAUUGUUACGAGGUUGUGAUUGUUAUGUGAGACAAGAAAAUGUUGUUGUCCUUAAUAUUUCAUAGUGAAGUUUCUGUUGAGGAUGUCCGCCGCGCCAUUCAGUCUGUUGACCCAGAGGUACCGACUGAGAUGAUUGAUAAAUACCUGGAGCGAGCGUUUAACAUCCCCUCUGAGCAGCAAGAGUCUGGCACCAAGAUUGAAACGACGCUGUUAGUCAAGAGACUACAAAGUGGAAGCGUUAGGAGACUGGGCGCCAAACCGAAAUGA